This is a messenger RNA of Asterias rubens (European starfish), 2204 nucleotides long. Its product is annotated as ubiquitin-like protein 4A. The record is from RefSeq and is a predicted model, not a curated record. Gene Ontology annotation, biological process: post-translational protein targeting to endoplasmic reticulum membrane. The transcript has 4 exons. The coding region runs from base 224 to 694 and encodes 156 amino acids. Lineage: Eukaryota; Metazoa; Echinodermata; Asteroidea; Forcipulatida; Asteriidae. Gene Ontology annotation, molecular function: protein binding.
GUGAAGUUUAUGAUAAACAUGGCGGAUUGCUGAAUGACCAAAUGCUGCAGUCCAGUAGCAUGCACGAACAAGUGUCAAUAACUUCCUAAGUUCUCACAUCUCAAUAUGAUUUAAUUCGUGGCCAGAGACUCAGAAAGGUUUACUGGAAGUGACUAUCAUAUUUUGUAUUUAAUUUGUAACCUUCAUCAUUAGUGCAAGCAUCGUAGAAUUUAAGUAAACAGAAAUGAUUUUAAUUGUGAAGAUUCUUCAAACGCAAGGAAGGGAAUGCCGUGUUGAGGUAACAGCAUCAGAACCAAUCCUGUCCGUCAAACGAAUGGUGGCUAAAGAGUUAGAUGUUCCAGUGCAUCAACAGAGACUCGUCUUCAAAGGAAAAACAUUGUCAGAUGGCCAAUGUUUAGGUGAUUACAAUAUUGGUCCAGAUACAAAAAUCCAUCUUGUCAUACGAAGGCCAGAAGUAUCGUUAGAUCUAACAAGUACCUCACGAAUAGGAGGUGGAACUGCAUUAUGGGAUGCCUUAAAGACCCUCCUACAUAGACACUUUACUUCAUCGGAUGCAGAGAAAGUCUUAGAACAGUUUAAAAAGGAAUUCUCAACAACCAUUGCAAAUCUCAGUCUGGAUGAUAUAGAAAGGAUCUCAAUGUCCAAGCUGGGUGUACACCAAGCUCAUGAGGAAGCUGGACCCUCAACAAGCUAAGAUUCAGCAGAGUGAACAGCCAAUGGUGGCACCCAUCCCUGUGUAUAGACCUUUAGCAUUCUGCCACCAUCUUGGUCAUGUUCCCUGUAUCCAACAGCAGUAAUAGAUGCAAAUACUCGUUGUACAAAAAGGAACCAGACUAUUGGCACUGCCAGCCUCGGUUUGGUUACAUUGAUUUGAAUGGGAGAGAAUCAAGAUGGUUGCAGCAUGAUAGAGGUCUAUGUCUGAAAACCAAAGCUAUUGAGCUUGGAAGGGAGAGAAAAUUUGAGAAAAUCCCGGACCGAUGAAUGGUUGCUGUUGUGUCAGCCAAAUUGUAAACGGACCGAGUAUGAAUGAAAACUAUGCCAGAAUUAGUUGUUACGUUUCUGGGAAUAUUUGUGUUUUCUUUUCACAGAAGUGUGAUCAAAUUCCAAUUGGAGAUGUUUGAAUGAGUGUAGAUCACAUGAUUGAAACUGUAGAUUGACCUAUGCAAAUCAGUCAAUUUGCAUAUUAUUAAAAGAAUUUACUUUUCGACCCUUAUUAUGAUGGGCUUGGUUUCACACAAAGUAUAGUCUUGGUGCAAGACGUUCUUGUUGAGUUGGUAAAACCAUACACUCAAAACUACACACACGUCUCGACUAUACUGCUGAUAGAGGGCGUCCUCUGGAAGCCGCGAAAUCCGUCAGUGCGAUGUGUAAAGGGGAUCUGGAAGUUUACCAACAGCGCCAGUUAUUGUUGGAUGGUAGUGUGCGCGCCGCGGAUCGGAGGCCUGCGAUAGCAUAACUAACAACAACCUCUUGCACCAAGACUACACAAAGUAUAGCAUUGUGAAGUACUUCAGUUGUACAUUCUCGACCGAAGUUGAAAACAUGCAAUCUGUUGUGUGACUUCGGUUGAAUGCUCUAUUUUAGAAUUUUAUUGGAGGGUUUAUGUGCUAUUUAUUUAAAAUCCAUUGCAAUACCAACUUGUAAACACUCCUUUCUAAUAUUGAUUUGCAUUUUGAAUGACUGUUGACAAGAAAUUGGAGUGACAGGAACAUUCUGUACUUCUGUUGAAUUUAUUCAAGAGAUAUUCCCUUCUUUACACAAAUUUAUUGUAUUCUCUUGUUAUUAUUGCAUCCUUUUUUUAGUACAAUUUCUCAGAAAUCUGAAUGUCAUAGACAAGUGGACCGCUAGAUUUCUUUAUAACUUGUUCAUCGCCAACAAAGAAAAGCUUGGCCUAAAAGUACCCACUACCUGAACAUUUAUCUGUGGACUUUGGGUUUUGUUUUGCAAAGUUGCCCACAAAGACUCAACAGGUGAAGGCACUUCGUUGGUUUUGAAAUCUCUAAAUGAACUUAUAAAAUGUUGAUUUAUAUUAUUGUUGAUUUGAAAAGCUCACUUCAGCUUUAUUUUUAAACAUUUUAUUCUUCACAUUUAUGUAAUUUUAUGGACACUGGUACAGUACCAUUAUUUCACAAUGUUCAUAUCAUACAACUAUUUAGUUUCCUUAUUUUCUAUUUGAAAUAAAUGUACGUAAUUUUGUUAAAAUA